UGUUCAGUCAUCUUCCAGUCUCUUUCCUGUGACCGCCCCAGCAGAUCUUGCUCCUCGAAGACGCAGCAAUGUUGAGGAAGACUGUGCCAGCGGCUGGUUGGUGUCUGACAUGCUUGGAGGCUCUGGAGGCGGCAGAGGACGCCACGUCGCUGCGCGCCUCGCUCGCUGACCUGGCGGCUGCGCUGCUGCAACUGGGCGGCCUGACCACGCGCUGGGCCCGGGACGAACGCCUGGGUCGAGUUCGCCACCAACUAGGGUGCUGCAUCCCAGCGCUGCUCGCAGCCACCCGCGGCCACCUCCGGCACCCGUACGAUCCACAGCUGGUGGCUUCACGGCGCCGUGUCUAUGCUCUGACCAGGCAGAGCCUCAGAGAGCUUCUGGUUGUGCUGCAGCCCGGUGUCGCAGGACACGGUGCGCGCUCUCAGAAUGGCGCAUUGGCGCUUCGUCUGCAGAAGCUGCGGCAGGUCCUGGAGGAGCCCGGGCCGAGCCACCUGCGUGAAGGGCUGCUGGAUGCGCCACUGGCCGCCGUGGUGUGGCACUGCCUGCGCCUAGCCGCCUGCUCCACUCCUCGGGAGAGGAUGCACCUAGUGUCCCAUUGCCACCAGCUGCUGCAGGUCCGCCCCGGGGUGCACCGACCUCACCAGCCCAGCUCAGGAGCAGAAUGCGAAGCUCUGCGGGCCGCGACUGAUGCGCUCUUUCAGGGAGUCCGAGCUGGGUUACUGCGCCAGAUUCUGGACACGUUCACAGAUACCUACAGUCCUCUAGAGAGGCUGGUCCAGGCCGCCUUGACGACCUCCACUAUCAGGUCUCGGUGCAAUAGCGAAGCCUUGGCAGAGACUCUCGGGCUUCUCCUUGAUGCUUUCCACAACCAAGCGAAGCAGAUGAUCCGAGUGGCACACUUGGUUUGGGUCUGCUGCCCCCAGCAGCAAACUGGCAGAGACGUGGAGGCUGCCGUGGCAGGUCUUUGGGGGCUUGUGGUCAAAGCGAAGGAACUCUUUUCUCAAGGUCCCCAAACACGUGACCUGGACUGGAGCCCUGCCACCCUGCAGGCACUACUUGAGGCCUGGGCCAGGGAAUCCGAACACCUCUUGGCAUGCUUUGAUGUCGUUCUCGAUAUUCCUGAAUUCCUGAGUUUGUCCAUCCAGGAAAUGACUGAACACUUGAACCUGUACACAAGGGCUCUGAGGAGCGGAGCGUCCAGAGAGUUUUCCAGAUCUGUGGCGUUCUUACGCGGAAGAGCCACACACAUAGUUCAGGUGAUGAGCAGGUAUGUGGGUCAAGACCCAGACCCCAUUUUCCGAAACGGGAUGAGAGUCGUGGUUCAGCAGCUGGCACAGUCUUCCUUGACGCUGGCUGCAGCCACUGAUGGCAGCACAGGUCGAGACAGCGCUCAGGACACAGGUGCCUUUUUAACGAUGGCAAAACAUCUCAUCUAUUCUGCUCAGCAAGUCCAUGAGGGGCUGGAUGGGACCAGCCACCCAGACAUCCUCAGCCCGCUUCGAUUCCAAGUCCAAAGGUUUGAUAUUGCCACGCGAUGGCCUUAUUUCAUUCUCCCCAGCCUCCAGCAUCCCACAGCUCCCGCAAUGAAAUACCAGCAGGUACCUGGGUUAGAGGAAAGUGGCACAAACAGCUCUUUCCUACCAGUAGAACAACUUUCCUACACAGUGGUCCCUGACCCCUGCAAACAGGGGUGGGGCUCCCCAUUCCUUGCUGUCAACAAAGUCAUCACUGCUAUGGAGAACCAGGAUCACCGGGUAGUGACCUCAUCACGUACCAGCUUGCCAGAGCGGGAGUCAUCUAUGAAUACAGCCCAAGAAAUCCAGGCUGAGGAAGAACCCCUGGGGCCAGAAAGGACAGCAACAAAACUACACGAAUUUUCUACAGUGGUACCUUUGGUUACUGACCUAGCCAAGGAGGAAGUCUAUAGCACAAAUACUAGAAGUGACAGGCUUCUGGGAGUGGCUUUUCAGCAAUCUGGGAGGAUCAGGGAAGCCAGGCAAGAUCUGGUAGCCAGGGCUGGUGACUGGUACUGUCUGUGUCAACAACUAUUUUUCCAUAGCCUAGCGGCUGAAUUACCAGGAAGCAUGGCAGCGUUUAUGGAGCUUCAGCAGAAUUUGGCCUCAAUGGUUCAACUAGCAGGCAAAAGUGGCCCGGUGAAGAGCCCUGACCCAAUGGAGCACCCAGGAGUGCUUUUAGAGCUGCAAAGCAGAUUGGAAAAAACAGAGAUCCAUGCUCAACAGCUGUUGGACCAAGUUCUGUCCUCUGAUGGUCUCCAAGCCUCCAAGCUGAGGGAAGAGGACAUUGACAGUGGGUGCCUUCUAUGGGCAGCAGCUGUCCAGGACCUGAUGCAGUGCAUGGAGAGACUGAGCAGGAGACCAGGUCUGUUUCUACUGCCCCUGCAACAAGCCGUGAAGAACCAGAAAGGGUUGCAGGAAGGGUUAGAUCAGGCAGCAGAUGUUUCUCAAAGGUUACAGGAGGCUGCUGAGCUGUCUAGCAUUCUGUGUGGGGAUGAGCAGGUGAAGGGUGAGGUCUCCUUUCUGCGUGGGGAAGUUCAUGUACUCACAGAUGCAUUGCUGGAGGUGGUACACAUCUUGGUCUCCUCCCCCAAGCCAUGUCCCAGUCUCUCCACACGCUUUGAGCUUCUCUGCUUGGAACUCAGCCUUCGAGUCAAGGCCCUGACUGACUACCUGAGUAGUAUCAAUGCUGUCUAUGAGCAUAUGUUCCAAGAUGCUGUCGGCAAGGGCUCCCAGACGAGGAUGCUGUCUGUCAUCCAAGCUGUGCAGGGAAUCAUAGCAGGAGGUCAAGAGUCUGGAUCCUUCCAGGAAGAUCUUCUUGUGUCUCUAGAGAGCAUGCUCAUGCUCACUAAGGAGGUAGCCAAGACGGUCCCUGUGCUCCAAGAACACCCGGAGGAGCUGGGGUUGCAUAUGCUGGACCGGCUUCGGUGGGAAUGGGCAGCCAAGGCCCACCAUGCAGUGACUCAGCUCCAGGCCUUGGAAGGCUGUCGCACUGAGGCCUGGAGACUCCUGGUCCAAUGCUUGAAACCCAGGGAGGAGCCAGCAAAGGGCCUAGAAGAGGAUCCCGUCCAGCUCCAGCAGCACUGUAAAGAGGGUGCACCAGGAACCACUGCAGGAGGCAGUGGGAAUUCUCAGGAUGCUGUUCCCAAAGGCACCCCAGAAAGUUCAAUGGAGACCUGUGCAGAGGAGCUAGCCUCCGCCAGGACCACCACAGCGGACCUGAGCACGCGCCAGAGUGGCAUCCCCUCUCUGCCUCCUGCUCAGAUGGACCAGACUCUUCCAAACCACGGCAGUGCACACAGUGAGAACAGGAUCACCCAGAUCACACAAGAGAUGGCCAAGGAGGUGCUCCUGAUGGCUCAGAGCUUGAGGAAGAGAGGGCCAGGCCUGACCAAAGAUCAGCUCAUUGCCUCAGCCAGAAAAAUCUCAGCUUCCGGAAAAAACAUCACCAGACUCAUUGGCAUCAUUGCUAAGAGCUGCAUAGAUCAGAGAUGUUCCCACGAGCUUCUGUGUCUGGUGGAGCAGAUUCAAACCAUGUGCAGCCAGCUCCGCAUCAUCUCCAGUGUAAAGGCCUCCCUAGCAAGAAACAAGUCCUCUGAAGAGCUCCUUGUGGAAAAUGCACAGAGGCUCCUCCAGGCCGUCUCCAAGACUGUGAGGGCUACAGAAGCUGCCUGUCUUCGGGGUUUGAGAUGGCCUUCUUCAGAUCCAGAGGAGCUGGAGGUUGCCGCCUUCUGCUCACAGUGGAAGAGGAAACUCCUACAACACCGACUUCAAGAAGCCUCAAACAAAGACUGUGAUGAGCUGGGCUUACGAAAAACAAGCACGAGGACCCUCCCCGCACUGGCAGCCCUGGUUCAAGAAGCAUUAUAAAAGCUGAGGCAUAUUCUCCAAGGCAGCCGGUGUGGACCAGUCCUUUGGCAGCUUAGCAUGCCUCUUGGGUUGAAUCCCAGACACAGGUAUGUGUGGCCAGGACUUGUGCUUUCCAGAGCUUCUCUGACAGCAUUCCUGGUUAAGAACACUGGGCACUGAUGGAAAUUUAACAGGGGAUGCUCCUGUCUCUAUGUGAUACAAUCAGGGAUUUUUUUUUUCUUUUUUUUUUGGUUUUUCGAGACAGGGUUUCUCUGUGUAGCUUUGCGCCUUUCCUGGAACUCGCUUUGGAGACCAGGCUGGCCUCGAACUCACAGAGAUCCGCCUGGCUCUGCCUCCCGAGUGCUGGGAUUAAAGGCGUGCGCCACCACCGCCCGGCACAAUCAGGGAUUUUAAGAAGAGCAGCACAAACAGAAAAUGAAUGGCAUGUGCUUUGAAGAGAAUUAGGCCCUUUCCUGUCUGUUUGUCUUACCCAUUCUUUCACUCUGUUCUCCUCACUCUGUUUUUUAAACCACUUUAUUAAUUCACAUAUCAUAGCAUUCAUACAUCUAAAGUUUAUCUUUAAUGGUUUUUAAUGCUCACAGAUUUAUGCAAGCACCAACACAAUUAGUUUAGAAUAUUUUAGGAUUCCCUGAGAGAAUCCCUUUAGUGGUCUUCUCCUUUUGCCCUAGCCUAGUAGCUAAUUCGAGAAAUCCACGGAGUUUGCUUAAAGGGCAAAGGGACUUACUAAGAAAGGAAGACUCACAAAACAGAACAGAGGAAUUGUCUCAGGGUCCUGGAAAAGGUGAGGCACGGUCCACGCUGCUCUUCUGCACCUGAGACUGUCCCAGCAUCCAAGUCCCAAGGGGGAGCAAAGAGAGUGUGCCUUUCAGGUCUAAAGGGUAGCCAAGAGGCCACGCCCCAGGGGCAUGUACUUCAUGGUCAUAGGCAGGUAGUGCUAUGUCUUUAGGGCUGGGUCAUAGAACAGAUAUCCGCUAAUGGGAUUAAUCCACGGAGUCUAUUUAAUGAGCAAAGGGAUUUAUUUGGGGGUUAACUCACAACCAUGGGAGAUUUAUCGUAGGGUCUGGGAAAAUUGAACUGUGCCCCACGCUGAUCUGCCUGGUCCAAGAUCUCAGCAUCCAAAAUGAGGUAGCCAAGAGAGAGUGCAUUAGUGCAUCCCAGGUCUUAAGGGUCCCCCAGCGGUCAGGCCCCAGGGGCAUGUACCUCAAGGUCAUAGGCAGGUGUAACAAUUACCUGCUACCUCACUAGGGACAGUGCUUCAGGGCAUGGCUCAAACAACCAUCCAGUACAAUCUGCUACAAGUAGCUGUUAAUUACUUUCUGUAUUUUGUAUAGGCUUUCCUAAACUGGACACUUCCUAUAAAUAGACUAAUAUAAGUGGUUCUUUGUGACUGGCUUACAUUGUUAGCAUUGAAAGGCCAUUUGUAUUGGUACUUCAUUUCUUCCUGCCAAAUAUUUCCCUUGUGUGGACAUGGCACACCUUACUUACAUGUUCACCAAUGGCUGGAUAUUGGGGCUCUUUCCAGUUUUAGCUCUUCUGAAGAAAACUGGUAUUGAGCGUAUUGGAAUGGUGUUGUGGGUACUACUUUUGUAUUAUAUAUCUUUGUCACAUCUUUCAGUUUCUAUACGGUUUGUUUGUGCACUGAUUUCCCUCCCCCCAUUAUUAUGGCUAAUGGUUCAUUGGUUUUAUUAAACUUCUCAAACAACCAUA
Molecule: messenger RNA, 5591 nt
Organism: Peromyscus californicus insignis
Lineage: Eukaryota; Metazoa; Chordata; Mammalia; Rodentia; Cricetidae
Exons: 5
Coding region: 69-3884 (1271 amino acids)
Biological process (GO): cell migration; cell-cell adhesion
Cellular component (GO): adherens junction; catenin complex
Molecular function (GO): beta-catenin binding; actin filament binding
Source: RefSeq, a predicted model, not a curated record